GGAUACAGAAGGAUCCACUGAUGGUCUGAAAACUCAUAGUAGGGCUCAACCAGGAUCGUGACAGCUUGAAGAGAAGUUCACACACAUACUGAGAGGUGCAGAAGUAAAGAUAUUUUCAUCAUGGCAACCGCAGUCAUGCAAAUGGAAACCAUGGUCCAGCAACAUCACUCCAUUAAAGUCUCCAGCUCCCAGAUGCAACAUAUGUCUCAGACCACCAAGAUUGUGGGAGAGGAAGUUGUUUCUAGGAAAUCUUCUACCACUGUGGAGUCCUUCAGCAUGGUGACACGCUCCUUUGAGAUCCCUUUAGGAGAAAGCAUCCCUGAAUUUGUGGAGAAGCCUCAUCCACUGACAGCCCCUGAGGGAGACAAAGCAGUAUUUCGAGCUAAAGUGAAAGGUAACCCCAAGCCCAAUGUAACAUGGAAAAGAGAAAGUGGGAUACCAAUAAAAGAAGGUUCAAAAAUGUUUUUUGAUAGUAUCAAUAAGGAGUUUGUGCUAAAGCUGGAAUCCCUCACCGCGGAUGAUGCUGAUAACUACAAGUGCAUUGUUUCCAAUGACCAUGCUGAUAUUAUCUACACUGUGUCCUUGAUUGUGACUGAAAGUCAAGAAAAAUUGGAUUUCAAAAAAAUGCUUAAAAAAAGGGGCCCUCCUGCUCCAAAGAAGAAAGCGAAGAAGGUGACUGAUGAGAAGGAAAUGCUUGAAAUCCUCUCCAAGGUGCCGAAAAAGGACUUUGAGAAGGUCUGCAUGGAAUACGGCUUCACCGACUUCCGUGGGCUCCUUAAGAAGCUAAAGGAGAUGAAGAAGAAAGUGGAGGUUGAGGCAGUCAAAGUUCUAAAACCUCUUGAAGAUGUCUCAGCUAAAGUGGAUUCCACAGCUAUAUUUGACACCAUUCUGGAACUGAGGGACCCCAAUACUAAGAUGACAUGGUAUAAGGGUAAUGAUCCCUUGCGUAUGCAGUACUGCCUAGGAAAAUAUGAAAUAAAGCAGAUGGGUACAAAGUAUAUGCUGUACAUCUUAAACGUGAAUGAAAAAGACUGGGGCACCUACAGUCUAAUUGUAGCUGACAAGAAACUCUCAGCACAACUGAAAGUGAUAGAUGAGCCCCUAAAGUUCCUGGCAGAACUGAAGCCAUUGAAAGUGACAGAAAGGCAGACAGCAGUGUUUGAAAUCCGCCUGUCCAAAAAAGUGCCCAAUUUCACCUGGAAGUUCAAUGGGAAGGAGCUGAAGCGGGAUGACAAAUAUGAGAUCAUCACAUCUGACGAUGGAUUAACCCACACAUUGAAAAUUAAGGAUGUUCGGCCCAGUGACAUUGGAGAGUUUAGCGCCCAGGUUGGGGAUCUGGUGCAGAAAGCACCACUCUUCAUUGAACGAAUUCCAAUUAAAUUUGUCAGCAACCUGAAGAAUGUCCGAGUCAAGGAGAAGGGGAAAGCUUGCCUGGAGUGCGAGCUGACCUCUAAAGAUGUUACGCUGAAGUGGAUGAAGGAUGGGAGGGUGAUUGAGAGGUCUGACAAAUACAGCAUGACACAUGAAGGGAAGAGGGCAGAGCUGAUCAUUGACGAUGCAGAGCUGAGUGACUCAGGAGAGUACACAGUGGUUGCUAUGCAAGAUAAUGACCCAACGGAGUACUGCAGCACUUCUAGUGUAACUGUGGAAGAGAGAUUCGCUACAGUCAAGAGCGGCAUGUCUGAUGUUCAGGCUCCGACUGGGAACCCAGCAGAGCUCUGCGUUGUCCUCAAUGAUGAGAAGGUAGAGGGAGUUUGGCUGAAGGACGGAAAAGAGAUCACGGAUAUGACAGGGAUCCAGAUAGUCAAGCAGGGAGCUGUCCACAAAUUGAUCAUUGACAAAAUGGGAGAGGAACAUGAAGGGAAGUACACAUUCAGAGCCAAGGGGGCAGAAAGUGAGGCCACCGUUGCCAUUGCAGAUGUUCCUGUCAUUGACUCAUCUGUGCUGGAGCUUUUGGCUGCACACCCAGUGACUGUGAAGGCCGGGCAUACAGCAUACAUCAAGGUCCCAUUCAAGGGAAAGCCACUGCCAAAAGUCACCUGGUUCAAGGAUGGUAUUGAGGUGACAGAGGAAGAGAAGGUUGUGAUGGAAAAAGCCAGUGACUAUGCAACGCUCACAAUAAAAAAGUGUAUGAGAGAAGACAGUGGAAACAUUAUGCUGAAGCUGAAGAAUGAUUGUGGUUCAGCUGUUGCUAAUAUGUUUCUCAACGUUGUUGACAAACCAAAACCACCUCAAGGUAAAGUGGAAUUGCUAGAGCGUACGGGAAAAUGCAUUAAAAUGAAAUGGAAAGCACCCAGAGACAAUGGAGGAAAGCAAGUGACCCACUUCAUCAUUGAAAAGAAAAUGGCUGGGAAAAAGUCAUGGAUCAAAAUUGGGGAAACUGACAGCAAACACACCACAUUUGCCACUGAUAAGGUUGAGGAAGGUAAAGCCUAUCAGUUCAGAAUCAUUGCUGUCAAUGCAGAAGGUCUGAGUGAUCCACUGGAGACAGAAGAAAUCUUUGCUGGAGAACCUAUUGAGCCCCCUGGAUUGGCAUCUCAACCUCAAGUUACAGAUGUUACUAAGGAAGCUGUCACCAUCACCUGGAACCCUCCAGCACAGGACGGCGGCUCCCCAGUACAAGGGUACAUUGUGGAAAGAAGGAAGAAAGGCAGCAACCUUUGGGUCCCAGUUACCAAAGAACUAGUCCAAGAUACCAAGUUCAAAGUGGAUGGACUGCUGGAGGAUACAGAAUAUGAGUUCUGUGUUACAGCUGUGAACAGGGCAGGGCCUGGACAACCCAGCGCAGCCUCAAACUCUGUUGUUGCAAAGGACCCCAUCAAGCCUCCGGGAAUAGUGAAGGGGAUCCAUGUGGUUGACUCUUCCAACUCCAGCAUUUCCUUGGCGUGGGAGCAGCCAGAUCAAGGAGACUUGCCCUCAGGAUACAUACUCGAGAUGCGCGCAGAGAACACCAAGGAAUGGACAAAAUGCUCUAAAAUCCCAAUCUCUGGCACCAGCUACACUGUGGGAGGCUUACAGGAGAGGCAGAAAUAUUUCUUCCGAAUCCGAGCGGUGAAUGAAGCUGGUGUGGGAGAACCAGCAGAGCUAGAUGAAGGAGUCCUAGCUAUGCCGCCUCCAGCCUCUCCUAAGUUUGAUCUAAGUGCCAAGCUGAAGAGUCAUAUGGUGGUUCGCGCUGGGACAGCCCUCUGCAUUCAUGCUGCUUUUACUGGUUCCCCUCCACCAACUGUGACCUGGCAAAAAGAUGGAAUUCCCACAAAAGGGAGAGAGAUCAUCACCAAAGGCAAGAACCACUCCCAGUUCCUCAUCCACAGCACCAAGCGUUUUGAUUCUGGUGUGUACAGGAUCCUCCUUAGAAACGACUAUGGUGAAGCCCAUUAUGACAUCCAAGUACAUGUGGCAGAUUUCCCACGGCCACCAAAGAAUCUGCAGCUGGUUGAGGAAGUGCCGAACACCGUGACUCUGAAAUGGGAUCACACCCCAGAUAUAAUGGAUGAUGGGCAUGCCCAUUACGUCAUCAUGAAACGUGACGCUAGAACUGCCACCUGGUUCACUGCGGCUGAGAAAGUCUACAGUAACAAGUACACUGUCACAGCCCUAGUCCCAGGGAGGAAAUACUUUUUCCGAGUUAUUGCCCGCAACGACAUUGGAGACAGUGACCCUCUGGAUUCCAAGGAGCCCUGGCAUAUCUCUAAAGACAAAGAGCACUUCAGUGGCAAGUUGAAGGAGUAUCACGAGAGAGACUGGCGCCAGGCCCCCCACUUCAUUGCUCCGCUGAAGAACCAUGCAGUGCACCGGGGCCAGGACUGCACCAUGAGUUGUGCUUUCCUGGGCAACCCCCGCCCGGUGGUGACAUUGUACAAAGGCAAUGUGAACAUCACAGCCAAUUCUAAGUUCUGGUACAACUCAACAAGUGGCGUCUGCACGCUGAUGAUCCCCACCUGCAGCUCCAAGGACAGCGGAGACUACACUGUGGCCAUUGAGAACGAGCUGGGCCAGGACAAAGGCAGCUGCGUGUUGACUGUGUAUGAUAAAGAUGAUAAAAGCCUCCUGGACUCGGUAACUGAAAGUCUUCAGAAGUCAAAGCACAUCAUGUAAUCAACAGACCCGGAUCCAAAUUCAUCCAGUCCAGCAUGCGGAAUAAUUCAAACAUUUCUGUGUAGUUUGACUUAGAUAUGCAUGGUUCAAAACAGCAACUGCACUAUCUUCUAUAGUGAUCAAUGAAAUCAAAUUCCAAAAGGUGGGGCCUUUAACAGGGCAGUUUUGAUGGUUCAAUACUUUCUUCUACAUAGGCAGCUUCCAAAUGCUAGUGUGUGUGAAUGGUAAUAUUUACAAUAUUGGAUGAAAAUGUAUCUUAAAAAUAAAAGGAGCCACAGUCAGUGAGAGUUCUGCUUUGACUUCAAUGGGAGAAGAACUGGGCUAUAUCUGUAUUAGUCAUUGUUACUUUACUGCAGUACUUAGAGGCCCCAGCUAAGCUCCAGGCCUUGUUGUGCCAGACACUGUACAGCCACACAGUAAGAGAUCGUUCCCAUCCCUAAAAGCUUACCCUCUAGUCUAAACAGACAAGACAAAGAAAGGAAGUAUUAUUGUCCCCAUUUUACAGAUGGGGAACUGAGGCCCAGAGAGACUCUGACUCACACACGAUCACACAAGAAAUCUGCAGUCGAGUCAGAAAUAGCAUCCAGACCUCCUGAGGCCCAGUCCAAAGACUUAACCAUAAAAGGAGAGGUUACUUAUCUUGUACAGUAACUGGUGUUCAAGACAUUUUGUCCCUAUGAGUGCACCACAUGAGGAUAUAUAUGUGCCCAUGCACUCCUGAGUAGAGAUCUUUUUGUUAGUAGUGUCCAUGGGGUCUGCACCUGCACCAUACAUUUCCUUGUACUCCAGUACGAGGGCGUAUAGGGAGUAGUGGACCCACGCCACUCCAGUUCCUUCUCAGCCUCAGAGCUUGGUAGAACCCCAAAGCAGAGGGGAAAGGAGGCGGAUGGUGGAGCUCCAAUAGGGACAAAACAUCUCAAAGAACUCCAGUUGCUUUACAAGGUAGGCAGCCUCUCCUCCUUCGAGUUUUUGUCCCUGUGAGAGCUCCAAGUCAGGAGACAACCCCCAACCCCGAGCAGUACCUCAAUAAGCAGGAGGAUGCUAAGGAGGCAAAUUUAGUACAGAGUGUAAAACAGCUUCACCAAAGGCUGCUCUGGAGACAUAUACUCAGGCAUAAUGUUGAAAGAACCUGUGAACAGAGGGCCAGUUGGCUGCCUUACAAAUUACUUUGACGGGUAUCUUUCUAAGUAGGGCUAUGGAAGUGGGAUUGAACCCUAGUUGAAUGAGCAGUGACUUCAGGAGGGGGGGUGCAUUCCUAAGGAUUCGUAGCAUGCAAGAAUAUACCUGAAACCCAUUUAGAUAGCACCUACGUGGAAAUACAGUGACCCCCUCAUCCUCUUUGUGGAGGAAUUGAAGAGGCUGGUGGAAUUCCUGAAGGGUUUAGUUCUGUGUAGGUAGAAAGUCAGAGCUCUUCUUACAACCAGAGUAUGGAGGCUGGUCUCUUCCCUCAAAGAGUGAGGUUUGGAGUAAAAGACAAUUAGUUGAAUGUCCUGAUUGAUAUGGAACGCUGAUGAAACUUUAGCAAGGAAGCGAAAGUGGGUCCGCAGGAUAAGGCUUUGAAAUCAUCUGCAUAGAUUGGCAGAGAAUGGUUGCCUCAUGUAGGGAUGAAGAGGGUGGUAAUGUCGCCUCCUCUAUUCUCAGCUCCUGUUCUUCUGGUGGGAGGAUGAAGAGGGCCCUGAAGUGUUGGUGGCCGAGAAUCUUAGUGAGUGCUCUUGUGUGAGGGUAAUCUGUAGACUUGGUCCCCAAAAAGCCCAUUGGGGAAGGGCGUAAGGAAAAGGAGUAGGGCCCCCAGGGUGUUCUUGCCAUGGCUGAUGGGCCACCCAUUGGCUGGUUCCUGGGAUCUUGUCCCCAGGGAACACCUUGAGGGAUACAGGGUGGGAACACCUUGAGGAAUAUAGAGUGGAAUGGGUAGGUGAUGGUGCCUUGAAUGGAUACAUCUGAAUAAGAAGUAUCCUCUUCCAUGUUCAGUGGUGGAGCUAAAGGAGUCAGUACCAGGGGCUCGGAUUGAUAUCCGGAGCCAAUCCAGCAAUCAUGAUGGUACUGGUGGAGUCUUUAUUUUAGGCUGCAGCAGUACCAGUGGAUGUUGGUUCCAGUUGGUACACAGGUGCCCGUGGGAAAGUCCUCCCAGUACCCCUCAGUAGGGGGCACUCGGGUUCCUCCAGGACAUGAUGGUCCUCAUGAAGGAGGAACCUGGAAGUCACUAUGAGACUGAGGAUUGCAUCUAUGGGUGAAAGCCCUCCAGUGAUACUGGAGAUGGUACUGAUGAUAAACUCACUCUGGAGAAAUCUGGGUGAUGGUAGAUGGUAUCAGGUGAGAUGAUUUCUUCAAAGAGUCCAUGCUCUUCGAGGAGUCCUUCCAUGUGGAAGUGUCCAGUUCUGGUACUGACGAGACCACUGUUUGCUGUUUGGCAGUGGGUUUCUUGGUCCGUGGCUUCAUGAACGGAGUCUUCCUUGGUGGUGCCGAUGCCUUGCUGCUGAUAAGAGUCUCACCAGUACCUGCUUUGAGAUAUGAGGUCUCCUUGUUGCUCCCACAUCUAAGCAGAGACUUAGCCUGUCUGUCAGGGAAGUGGGAUCUCCUACGUUUGACAGUCUUUUGAGAGAUCAAAGCUGUCCCCUGAUUUCUGGUAGAUGGAGCCAGAGCUAAUGAAAUCUCUGGAGCA
This is a messenger RNA of Gopherus flavomarginatus (Mexican gopher tortoise), 6754 nucleotides long. It is a transcript of the gene IGSF22, whose product is annotated as immunoglobulin superfamily member 22. Lineage: Eukaryota; Metazoa; Chordata; Testudines; Testudinidae. The transcript is spliced from 23 exons. Gene Ontology annotation, molecular function: protein binding. The coding region runs from base 121 to 4095 and encodes 1324 amino acids. The record is from RefSeq and is a predicted model, not a curated record.